GUCUGUAUAUGCAUGCCGUAUGUGCAGCCCGGUUGAUCCAUCUUAUAACACAUAAAUAGGUCCGUUGCGCCAGAUGAGCUCAGUCCCCGAGAGGGAAGCGUGGGUUACCUUCCCUGUUUUGAGCCAUCGGCUGCAGCUUGUAUCAUGCGUCUUUUCGGGAGCCUGGUAGCCACGCUACCCUUCUCUCUGCUGUCUGCUGCGAUUUCCUUUGACGGAGAGCCGGAUGUUAACAGCAGUGCGGUGGAGCGGCAUAUGCAGUCUCGCUCUGCGAUGAUCACGUUGGAGAAGAGACAGCGGCAGGAUCAUGAUUUCCGGCAGAAUCUGUCCCCGGUUGCUCAGCAGGCAGACACCAUUGUCGAGGCUAUCCGACGGUAUGAGACCGAAAAUUACUGGCGGGUAGCUGGAACACCCGAGGAUGAAGAAGCCGAGAGGUUUGCGGGCGAGGUCUUUCCGAAAGCUAAGCCACUUAUUCCUGCCACGCAGCUGUGGAAUAUCAUCAAGCGCAUGCCGAAAGGCGCCCUUCUGCAUGCGCACCUUUCCGCUAUGUUCCCGUUCGAGACCAUCCUCGACAUCAUAAUGAACACUGAAGGAAUGGUUAUCUCGGCCUCGCAACCUGUUCUGACUGAGGCAGAAUGGGCGAACGCAACUAUCGCAUUUGCGCACGUCAAUCACACGAUCGCUGCGUCGGGCCCAUCAAUCGACUCUGUGGACUAUGUACCAAACACACAACUCCCUAUCCAAUAUGCGGCAUCCUCCUUCUCGGGAGGGGAGACAAACUUUACAGACUUUGUCAUGUCCAAGUUGGAGAUUCCACCACAGGAGUCAAUCCGUCACGAGCUUGGCGUUGACGAAAUCUGGCGAAUCUUUCAAGCAUGCUUCGGCCCGGCUGACACUAUGUUGAGCUAUGAGCCUGUUGUGAGAACUUUCUAUCAGAGGCUCUUUGGGGCUUUGAAGGACGACGGCAUCAACUGGGUUGAGAUCCGCGCCGGAGGGUCAAGCGGUAAGCUGGUGCACGAGGGCGAGGAGGUUGUGGAUCCAGAUCUUGACAUCUGGUGGCAGGUAAUGGUCGACGAGCUGGACAACUUCAAGAACAGUGAUCAGGGGAAAGAUUUCUGGGGCGCGCGAGUCAUCUGGUCUGACACCAGGAGCAAGGAUCGUGCGUCACUUACGAAGAGUAUGAAGAUUGCCCUUGAGCGAAAGACCAAAUUUCCCGAGCUCUUCAGUGGCUAUGAUGUGGUGGGACAAGAAGACCUUGGGCGUCCACUUGCCGACAUGGCACCGGAGCUGCUCUGGUUCCGAGAACAGACAGACGAGCUAAACCUUACGGUCCCCUUUUUCUUCCAUGCCGGAGAGACACUUGGGGACGGCAAUUCGACCGAUCUCAAUCUUGUUGACGCAAUUCUAUUCAACACCCGCCGGGUCGGUCAUGGCUUCAGCUUGUAUAAGCACCCAAAGCUCAUCGAUGAGGUCGUCGACAACGCCAUCAUGGUCGAAGUUUGUCCUAUCUCAAAUGAGGUCCUCCGCUUGGCGACCGAUAUUCUCCAUCACCCGUUGCCAGCCAUGAUCGCGCAUGGAAUUCCCACUGCAAUAAGCAACGAUGAUCCCGCCAUCCUUGGCCAGGAUGCCGCCGGACUAAGCUAUGACUUCUAUCAAACCAUUCAGGCUUUCGAUAACCUUGGCCUGGCCGGAUUAGGAGCACUCGCGCAGAAUAGUCUCCGAUGGGCCAAUUUUGAGGAUCAGUCCGAUGGAGAUUGGCUGCGGGAUAUCGACCUCGGUGAGCACGGUACCGGGACCAAAGCGACAUAUAUCCAAGCCUGGAACGAGCAAUGGGAGUCAUUCUGCCAGUGGAUUGUGGACGAAUACGGAGUUCAGUGGAACGUGACGGCCGGACUCUGAAUGGAGAAGAAUCAGUUAGCGACAGACCUAUAUAGCAUCAAUUAGAAUGCCAGGCGCCUCCAGACGGGUUCCGCAAUUUCGAAGAGACAGUGGCUAGAAAGCAUUUCUUAAGUGAGGCCAAGGCAAUGACACGGGCCUCUACCAAACCUCGGAGCCGCUGAGGCCCGGCACUUAAACGACUCUAUACGAAUGAGCGGAAAAUUCAUCCGAUAUGGGUUGAGGGAAUUGAGCCCUUGCGGCCCGAGCCUAAAUAAAACCCCGCUACGAACCAAGUUCCGGUAGAGCCAAAACGGCCGACUGUACUCCAGAAGCUUGCCCGAUAGCAGGUGAGUGACCUGCUUCCGUGCAUAUUCUCUCCUUCAAUAUGUAAGUCGUCUCGCGCUAAGGUUGAGUUGUAGAGGUAGCCUGGACACGUGUGGAUAUGGUCAAGAGCUGCCUGUUUGUCACACUGUAG
Molecule: messenger RNA, 2350 nt
Organism: Aspergillus heteromorphus CBS 117.55
Lineage: Eukaryota; Fungi; Ascomycota; Eurotiomycetes; Eurotiales; Aspergillaceae
Product: adenosine deaminase family protein
Exons: 4
Coding region: 145-1896 (583 amino acids)
Biological process (GO): inosine biosynthetic process; adenosine catabolic process
Molecular function (GO): adenosine deaminase activity
Source: RefSeq, a predicted model, not a curated record